ACAUUCAAAAGUACUUUCAAAGUUUUUUCGAAGUAAAGCUCAAUACAACAAUCGACCAAUGACUUCAAUACGUAAAAAACUUGUGGUAGUUGGGGAUGGUGCUUGUGGUAAAACAUGCCUACUUCAUGUGUUCAGCAAAGGUUCGUUUCCAGACUUUUAUAUACCCACUGUGUUCGAAACCUAUGUAGCAGAUAUUGAAGUAGAUGGAAAAGAGGUUGAGCUGGCUUUGUGGGAUACUGCCGGCCAGGACGAUUAUGACAGAUUACGACCGCUCUCCUAUCCAGACACUGAUGUUAUUCUUUUGUGUUUCUCUAUUGACGCUCCAGACAGCCUGGAGAAUAUACGCGAGAGGUGGACACCAGAAGUUAAACACUUCUGUACAAAUGUUCCUAUCGUUCUUGUUGGAAACAAGCAAGAUUUGAGAGACGAUGAAGAUGUUAGGUGUGAACUUGCUACAAUGAAACAAGAACCAGUGAAAUUAGAGGAUGGGCGUGCAAUGGCUGAGCGUAUUGGAGCUUUCUCCUAUUUGGAAUGUUCUGCCAAGAGCAUGGACGGCGUAGUAGAGGUGUUUCAGGAAGCUACAAGAGCUGCGCUACAAGGCAAAAAGAAGAAAAAGAAGAAAACGUGUAGAAUAUUCUAACAUUUUAGACUUUUACAGCAGCCAGACUAAUCACUGUAAUACUAAGUACACGGACAGUGUAACAGAGGUGUUUGAGCAAGCUAGAACUGCGCUACAAGGCAAACAGAAAAAGAAGACAAAGUGUGGAAUAUUCUAACAUUAAAGAGAUUUUCGGCAACGGAGCAAACAACAAGAGCUGCGCUGCAAGUAGAAAAGAAGAAGAUGACAAAGUGUAGUAAAGUUUAAUAUUUUAGACUUUUACAGGAACAAACUAAUUACUGUAUUGCUUAGAGCACGGACGGGGGUAAGAUUAGCCUUGAUCAUUUGGCUUAUCGGUAUGACUUACUUUAUGAUCUGAUAUUUUAGUUAUCACGCUGUCCCGAAACGUCCUAUUAUUUGGACUAGGGUAAGAUAUGUGUUUGAGAAAUACAACUGAAUACUGUUUAGCUUAGAACAUGGAGGGCGUUCGAGAUAAAUUGAGCAAGCACUUUUUUGUGCUACCAGUAAACGUUAAAGAAUAAGAUAAAGUAUUGAAUAUCUUACCAUAAUAGACUUUUACUGCAACGUUUGCUAUUUGAUAAGCUUAUAAGACAUAAAUCAUAUGCUUCAUGUUGCAAAACUUUACAAUGUGAUUAUAUAUUUUCUGUAGGAUUUAGAAAUAUCUGUUUAAAAAGGAAAAAAUCAACAGCUGUUUAUCAUCUAGUUACAUGAGAAAGCAUUUGUAUUAUAUUUCUAUUAUAACUGUGAUAUUUUAUUUGUAUUCUAGAUUUGUGAGAUCCGAAUGUGUUCUUUUUGAAGUUGUGAAAAUCUUAUGAAAAUGAAAGGUUAUGAAUGUUUAAUACUGUAUUAAUGCAUAAAUAUGUGUACAUGUGUGGUAAACAUUUUAAUUGUUAAUGAAAUUGUAUAAGAA
This is a messenger RNA of Mercenaria mercenaria, 1529 nucleotides long. Its product is annotated as ras-like GTP-binding protein rhoA. The transcript has a single exon. The record is from RefSeq and is a predicted model, not a curated record. Bases 59 to 640 code for a protein of 193 amino acids. NCBI's taxonomy places the organism in Eukaryota, Metazoa, Mollusca, Bivalvia, Venerida, Veneridae. Gene Ontology annotation, biological process: cell migration; small GTPase-mediated signal transduction. Gene Ontology annotation, molecular function: GTP binding; GTPase activity.